AUGCCUUCUCUUCGAACAAUCGUCCUCGCCACUGCGGCUUCAGCUGUCACUCUUGUCAAUGCCGACUAUGUGAUCGACCCUGAGAGUGUGCCUCUGUCCCUACGCAAGGUUUGGUGCCAGAACGAAAUAGAGACAUGUCCCAUGAUCUGUGGUCAAACUAGUAAGGGAGAUACCAAGGUCAACGAAUGCAAUCCUAAAACCCUCACUUAUGGCUGCAUCUGCGGUGAUGGAAAGCAACCUAACGUGUCCGAAUACUCCCUCACCCUCCCCUUCUACGUCUGCCAGGAAUGGGGUAACCAGUGUGUUACGGAUUGUGCCGGCAGUGCCUCUUGUGCUUCUGACUGCCGAGAGAACAACCCAUGUGGUGCUGAAGACCCCAAGAAAUACAACACAACUUCCACAGCUACAGGCACUGGUGCUGUUAAGGCCACAGCUAGUGCUACUGACGACGCCAACACGGUUUACACCGACACACCCGGAAGUGAAAACAACGACGACGAUUCUGACUCCGCAGAGACAACUAAGAGCAAUGGCGCUGCUGUCAUCGAGGUUGGCCGAACAUGGGGGCUGACAAUUGUCCUAAGCACCAUGUUCGCCGGCUUUGCCAUGCUAUGA
Molecule: messenger RNA, 615 nt
Organism: Fusarium poae
Lineage: Eukaryota; Fungi; Ascomycota; Sordariomycetes; Hypocreales; Nectriaceae
Exons: 3
Coding region: 1-615 (204 amino acids)
Source: RefSeq, a predicted model, not a curated record